UUUUCUGCUACAAUUAGCAUCAGUACAGAGUAGGACUAAUCUGUUGACGAUACUUCAAUUACCCAAUUAAAACCUUGACAGCAAAAGGUGCCUAAUAUGAGUAUUUUACAGAAUUUGGACCCGGUGACGCUGAAAUGACACUUGAGGAGUUCUGGGUCGAACAUAUUGAUGGACAAAGAGGGUUUUGAUUUAUAAUGCAAAACACAUUUUGUGUACAGUUUUGUUUUAACUGAUAAGUUAGCUGACGAUUAUUUCAAUAAUCAGUUAGUCACGAUUAAUCCGAUUCAUUAUUUCAGCUCGAUAGAUUUUAAUUAGUGGUACCGGAGUGAUUAAAUUUGCACACAAAUCACGGGGGAAAAAAACGCGAAUUUCCUUCUACGUCAUCAUUAUGUAGUUGUUUGCCUUGGUUUUUCUACAUAUCGUCCCAAUAACACGACGUAGUUUGAAAAUGUGAAAUAAUUUAAGGUGUAUGUACUUUGUCUCUAGUCUAAUUAGUCAUUAGCUGCGUUAUGUCGCCACGUAACCCAGCUGACAGUCGGUCCCGGCUUCUACGGGUCGGUACCGGCUCACUGACAACCGGACCCCCCGGACCGUCGUGCACGCCUGUCGGUGACGCGCCUUCGGGUUCCCGGUCCUGCACCGGAGGCGGCGGCAGCAUCACCAUCACCAUCACCAUCAGCAGCAGCAGCAGCAGCAGCAGCGGCGGCGGCUCGGUGUGUCCCUCACUGAGAAGAACGCCUGGGAAGGACGGAAGCACACGGAGGAUCGGCGUCCGGCUCCACCAGCACCGUUCACGGAUUAAACCGCGUUGACGCGCCGCUUGUUCCGGAGCUCCUGUCGGAAUCAGACCCGGUAAACCGUGAAGGCGGAUCAGACCAAACUGGGCGACACGUCCGCUGGUCCAUGGCUCUGUCUGUUUGAGAGGCAAUCUGAUGACAGGACUUCAGACGACGACAAAGGACGACCUGCUAUGGCCAGUGCAGCUGAUGGUCCAGGUAACCUCGGAGCUGAGCAGAACCCCCUGAGCGUCCCCGUUGCUGAUCAUGGAGCCUGGGCCACAGCCAUGAACAACCUGGGCAUCAUGCCUGUGGGCAUCAGCGGGCAGCAGCUGGUUUCAGAAUCUCUGUGUAUCCCGAGAUUUGACCCCGGACUGAGCCUUAUUGGACCAAUAAACCCCAUGAUGGGAGGCAUCGGCCUGGUCCCACCUCCACCCAUUCCCCCCGACGUGCCUGUCAUUAAGGAGAUUAUCCACUGCAAGAGCUGCACUCUCUUCCCUCAGAACCCCAAUCUGCCCCCUCCGUCGACGCGGGAGCGCCCCCCCGGCUGUAAGACGGUGUUUGUGGGAGGCCUGCCUGAGAACGCCACGGAGGACAUCAUCAGGGAGGUGUUCGACCAGUGUGGGGAGAUCAUCGCCAUCCGCAAGAGCAAGAAGAACUUCUGCCACAUCCGUUUCAGCGAGGAGUUCAUGAUUGACAAGGCUAUAUAUCUGUCAGGAUAUCGGAUGCGUAUCGGCUCCAGCACGGACAAGAAGGACUCCGGAAGGAUCCACGUGGACUUCGCUCAGGCCAGGGACGACCUGUAUGAGUGGGAGUGCAAGCAGCGCCUGUUGGCCAGAGAGGAAAGGCACCGGCGAAAAAUUCACGAAGACUGCCUGCGUCCGCCGUCUCCUCCUCCCAUCGUGCACUACUCUGAGCAUGAGGCGGCGCUGCUGGCGGAGAAACUAAAAGACGACAACAAGUUCAGCGAGGCCACGGCGGUGCUCUUCACCUGGAUCGACCGCGGCGAGGUCAACCGCCGGACCGCCAACCACUUCUACUCCAUGGUCCAGUCGGCGAACAGCCACGUUCGCCGGCUGAUGAGCGAGAAGGCUCUCCACGAGGAGGAGAUGGAGCGAGCCAAGGAGAUCUUUAAGAACGCCCUGGUGGCCAUAUUGACACAAUUCGAGCAGAUCACCGCCAUUUUCACGGCCGCCACCAGGCAAAAGGCAUGGGACCAUUUCUCAAAAGCGCAGCGCAAGAACAUAGACAUUUGGCGCAAGCAGUGUGAGGAGCUGAGAAAUGCUCACAGCGAGGAGAUCAUGGGCAUCAGACGAGAAGAAGAGAUGGAGAUGUCGGAUGACGAUUUGGAUGAUAUUCCCAACAAGAGGAUGCGCAUGGAAGAAAAUGGUGUGUGUGAUCAGACCCAGGCCUCCCUGAAGGAGGAGAACGACUCGCUGCGCUGGCAGCUGGACGUCUACCGGAACGAAGUGGAGCUGCUGAAGAAGGAGCAGGGCAGAGUGGGCCGGCCGGACGACGACCACGCUCACACACAGCCACACACACACGCUCACCCCGCCGAGGCUCAGAUCCAGCUGCUGCAGCAGAGCAUGCACAACAUGCAGCAGGAACUCCUGAGCCUACAGGAGAAGCUUUCGAGUAAAGAGACGGAGCUGGAGCAGGCGAGAGAGGAGCAUCACUACCUGGAGAUGGAGGUGCUGUCCCUCAGAGAGAAGCUGUUGAGUGGAAAAGGUGAAUCUGUGGACGGAACCAAUGGAGAGCUUCAUGAAAAGAGCGUGAAUGGGUGUGUUCCCUCGCUGUACCUCAGCAGAGACAGGAGGAGUGAGUUCAUGAGAGGAGGAGUCGCUUCGGAGAAAGAGGCUCUGCUACUGGAACAACCAGAUGUUGUUACUGAUGGAAACCACAAAGAAGACGACGACAGGAAGUGGGCAUUAUCUCCACCUUCCUCCAUGUCCAUCCGUUCGGGGCCAACCUUGAGUAUCUCUGGUCGUACAUUCAGCGGCUGGACUCAAAGGUGUCUGCCGGGGAGCUGGAGCGCCUCAUGGUGCGUCUGCCCAGCAUGUUCCGGCAGGAGCUGAGUGGCGUCGGGGCGACCUUGGAGAAACGAUGGAAGUUCUGCGGCUUCGACAGCCUCGGCUCGGCGUGACGCGGGGAGAGCGCGCACGCCGCAGACGCCAGCGACAAGUCACUGGCUCGUGCGCGCGUGCCCACGCCUGUGGAAGUUCGGUGAACGUCGAUCGAUACUCGAUGGGGCGCCGGAACUCUUGGACUAGGCGAACGUUUAAAGCCGAGGGGUAGUCCUUCGGGAAGUUCGAGUGGAUUUGUGAUCCCUCGUAAAGAUGCGGUGAACCCCAAAGGGACACAUCUACCUUUGACGAUUAACACAAGUCUUGAGGAAGACUUCCUGGCUCUCUUCCCUUUGACAGCCAGGAACCAGGAAGCCUGCCAGCAGGAACGCCACCCACAGAAACAUGGAUAGGAAAACCUGUAUACCAAAGUUGACCCUGUAGAGAUUUCAUACCAGACCUCAUUUUGUUUAACUGAUGAGUGCAAACCGUUUUGCUCCCUUGUUGUAAAGACACUGAGUACUUUUGCCAAAUUUUUUGCUGGAUAUCCAGGAGAUUGAAGUCGGCAGCACUGUUAAACCAGGACUUGGAGUCGACUGGAAAGGUGCUUGUUCAUCUUUUAAACAUUCACAGAAACCUUCGGUGGCGAUCCGGUGGCAGGUUCUGAUGUUUUCUAAAGUUACACUCAUCUCUUCAUCUCCUGUAGAGCCAUCAUCAGGCGUCGGGGCACUUCUCCUUUUUAAUACCGGACAGCUGACAACGGCACUGAUCUGUCAGCUUCAGAUAUUUAUUUGCGUAAACUAUGAAGACUCUUGUUCUUUCAGGUUGUCCUUUUGACAGUACUUCUCUGUCCAGAUUUGGUGCAUUUCGCUUCUGUUGCCUUUAAUGUUAAACUUGGUGUGUGUGCCGAAGACACCAUAAAUGACAUUGAAGACUUUUAAGGUAAAGUUUUUUCAGAAUUCUUAAUGGGUUUUUUUUGUUGUUGUUGUUUUGAUUUCACCCGGAUCCAGUAAUAGCUCCAAAGCUCCGUUCGCGUAACGGCUGCAGAGGGAAAGCUUUAACGCUUGCAACAUUCUGGUCUGAUGUAAAAGUGUCAAAAUAGAGAAAACCAACAGAUGACAACAAGGUUUGUUUGACUUUCUAAAGUUUAGAUUUAUGGCCCGAAGCCAAGCCAAAAUUCGGGUCGGGCUCCUGUGACACACAAGCUUACGAUACGUGCAGCACAGAGAAAACUAAAACAAGAAUGCACGAAAUGAAGCUGUGCUAAUCUAUUUGUUACACUCUAAUUAGAGGAGGAGGCAGUUUGACCUCCUGAAGAAAUAAAUUAACAAAGUUCCUUAGCCUGCAACAGGCGCAGCACACUCACGAGGCGCGUGCAGCUCCGCCCCGUUCCGCUCCUAUCAAUCACACGUCCCAGAUGAUUAGCGCUUCACUCACCCAGCAUUUACAACAAACAGCAACACGGAGCUGGAAGAUGUGAAACAAAAGCUAAAAACGGGAGAAGUUGCACGGCUUACUCAAAUUAUAGUAAAUAAAUAAAAUCUUCAUUAAAAUAAUACGUUGGGUUUACUUCCCAACGUAUUGUUUAAUACGUUGGGAAUUAACUGGUCGGCUCUGACAUUAAGUCCACAGGGUUGGACUCAAAUCGGAGGGCUCCACCCUGCUUUCAUGUGUGUGUUAGUCAGCCUGAGUUAGCCCUACUGUCAGUCUAGGAUACACAGAUUCCACCCAUUAACAUAUUAACUCACUGAGAACAAAUUUUGCAACUUGCUCUUGACUCUGAGUCAGGUAUUAUUUAGUGACUUGUAUGGAGGCACGGGGCUGUUGUUUCACUAACUUCAGAUUUAAGGUAACCUUUAAAAACCAACUCUGAGUUUAUGAACCACACACCAAGAUGAUUUUACCACCACUGACUAAAACAAGAUUAAGGUGACUCAAAUAAUUGAAGGUCCACAACUUCUCUAAAAUUUGAUGUGUUCCUAUAAUUACUAGUGUCCCAGGUAAACAUUAAAUGUGUUACUGGCGAUGACCUUGGUGCUGACGCUAUGAUCAGUUUGUCUCUUUGUUACCAGAGUCCUGAAAAAAAAAGUCUUUGUUUAAGCUUUAAUCCAAAGUACAGAGGCAGGGGAAGGGUUCAUCUGGCAUCAUAUACUCCUACAAAAAGAUGGAAUUGGUUCCUCAAUAAAGAUCCAAAAUUCAAUAACACAUUCAUUUUCAGCCUAUGACUCCACAUUAUGGAUGUUGUUGGACCCAAGUACAUCAAAUGUGAAUACAAACACCUCAACUCUGGGACCUCAAAGCUGCAUUACUUUGAGAAUGACGUAAAAUUUGAGAUUACAGUAAUAUACACAGACCUGCGGCGUCGGUUUGAUCAUCAAAAUAAGAGCUAGUAAUUCACUCUUUCCAUCAGUCUAGUUUCUCCCCAACGUGCUUGAGGCUUCAGUCGGAUGUGGAAAAGAUCCCCAUUCAAGGGAAAAAUGGAGCAAAGAUGACGUGAUGGUCGCAGAGCGUAAACUCAAAGGUCUAAACGCGGAGCCUCAUUUCCUCUGCCAGAUAUUUCGGGAUCAAAAAUAAAUAAAUGGUGCUGCGGAGAGGAAAAGGAAAGAAAGAAAAAAAAAAAAAGAUGCUCCGGGGUUUGUAAUAACCUGUGAAAACCCUGCGGGCGUCUUUUUCAGUGCCUGCAGAGAAAACUGUGGACUUUGUAAAAGGAUGGAUAAAAUUCAGGAAAAAAAAAACUGCUUCAGAGAAUGCAGCAUGAA
Messenger RNA from Xiphophorus hellerii (green swordtail), 5601 nucleotides. It is a transcript of the gene enox1, whose product is annotated as ecto-NOX disulfide-thiol exchanger 1. Bases 971 to 2854 code for a protein of 627 amino acids. Gene Ontology annotation, biological process: ultradian rhythm. NCBI's taxonomy places the organism in Eukaryota, Metazoa, Chordata, Actinopteri, Cyprinodontiformes, Poeciliidae. Gene Ontology annotation, cellular component: external side of plasma membrane; plasma membrane. The transcript has 16 exons. The record is from RefSeq and is a predicted model, not a curated record. Gene Ontology annotation, molecular function: protein disulfide isomerase activity; NADH dehydrogenase activity; RNA binding.